Tetranychus urticae (two-spotted spider mite) is the source of this 1077-nucleotide messenger RNA. NCBI's taxonomy places the organism in Eukaryota, Metazoa, Arthropoda, Arachnida, Trombidiformes, Tetranychidae. The record is from RefSeq and is a predicted model, not a curated record.
UUAUCCUCAUUUCCCUCGCAAGUUUAUCAGCAGUUCAAGCUAUUGAUGAAUGCGGAGUUCCUAAACACUAUUUCAGCAUCGAUGAAUUCGGUUUUACUGACUGUGGCUCUUCUUGUGUAGCAACUGUAAUAUUUUCCGGUUAUCGAAAAUUAAAUGCUGAAUAUGUGACUAUCGACAUGAUUGCUAAUUAUACCGAGCCAAAUGAUACCAUGACUCUUUCAUUUUUUUACAAAAAUAAAUCCUACGACUUGCAUUGCAAUAAGUUGACCAGCAAAAGGUAUGCAGUGUACUACAAGGAUGGUCUAAAGUGUAAUUAUAAAUUGCAAUUGUCUGGAAAUGAAAAACGGCCAAUUUCAAAUUUUACACUAUUGAGUGAAUUGUUGGUCGAUGAAAAGAUAAAUAAUGACAUUUAUUUUGGUUUCAAUGGCAACAGAGCUCAAGUUGCUUCCAGUUUAACUAGUCUUAUACCUUACCACGAGUCUUUCCCUGACUGUUCUGAAUAUGAUGUGCUUACAUUUUAUGAUCCUCAAGGGUUGAAUAAGAUAACUUUGAGUAAGCAAAAAGAUUCAAUUACAGGUUUCAUCUAUUCUCUGAAGAAAGAUGACAAACCCGAAAAUCGAUCAAUUACAUUCUCACAUGUGGAUGAUAUUAAGUUGGCUGUUGAAUGUAAAAGAAGCUUUCAAGGUCAAAGUUGUCACCUAGAUCAAUAUGGUGAGAUUGAUCACACUGCAGACGUUGAAUGGCCAAAGUUUACAAUUGUUGCUGAUAAAUGCGCCUUCAGUGUUCCUUUGAAAGUUCUUAGCCGCGGUUAUGGAAAUUACUUUGAUUUCAACAAAAAGCCACUAAACAUGGCUUUCAACACGACCCAACCAAAUGCCAGCUUUUACCAACCCAAUAUCGAAUUUAAAUUCAACUAGUGAAAACCAAAUCAAAUCGCAAGCCGUCUUAAUGGUAUCCACAAAACGGGAAUAAAUCCAAUUGUAAAGUAAUGAUACAUAAUAUGUAUUAGAUUGUCUUUUUUGCUUUUAACUAUUAAACAGCAUAGAAAAUAAAGUUUUGCCUAAUCUUUACGAAUAA